GGAUGCUGAGGAUGAGGAUGAUGAUGGUGAUAAUGAUGGCGGCGGGAGCUGGAGGCUGAAACUGCGGCUCCAGGAGGCUGAAACUGCGGCUCCAGGAGGCUGAAACUGCGGCUCCAGGAGGCUGAAACUGCGGCUCCAGGAGGCUGAAACUGCGGCUCCAGGGGAAGCUGAAACUGAGGCUGAAACUGCGGCUCCAGGAUGAUGAUGGAGGACGGACGGCUUGGAAAUAAACGGCGUGGAAAAUAAAAGAGAGGAGGAAGAGAGGAUGAUGAUGGCGGAUGGAUGUUGCAGGGUGGACAGAGGAAACCGGGGGAAGAUGAAGAUGAUGGCGCCGAUGCCGAGGCCGGUUUACGCGCAGCCGCAGCAUCAGCACCAGUUCCUCCAUGGCGGGGCCGGCGGGGCCGGCGCCGGCGCGACGCCGCAUCCGCAGCACCAGUUCCUCCAUGGCGGGGCCGGGGCCGGCGCCGGCGCGACGCCGCAUCCGCAGCAUCAGCAGCCGGGCAGCGACAUCCAGGAGCUGGCCUCCAAAAGGGUGGACGUCCAGAAGAAGCGCUUCUACCUGGACGUGAAGCAGAGCGGCCGCGGGCGGUUCCUGAAGGUGGCCGAGGUUUGGAUCGGCCGCGGCCGCGGCGACAACGUCCGCAAGAGCAAGCUGACGUUGUCCAUGGCGACGGCACCGGCGCUGCGCGGCUGCCUGGGCGGGUUCAUAGACUACUACGCCCGGAUCGGGCUGAGGGGCGAGCCGGCCGAUAACGGGGGCCCCGGCGGCCCCGGGCACCGGGGCUCCCGGGGCCGCCACGGAGCCGCCGCCCCGCUCUCCCCCGGCGGCCCCGGGGCCGGCGCGGGGGCCGGGCACCAGGGCCCCCGUAGCCGCCACGGAGCCGCCGCCGCGCGGCCGCUCUCCCCCGCCGGCUCGGCCGGCUCCACGGACGAACACGCCGCCGCCCACCGCGUCCUGAAGAGUGAGCUGAUCGAGAAGGACAACAGGAAGUACUUCCUGGACCUGAAGGAGAACCGGAGGGGCCGGUUCCUGCGGAUCCGCCAAACCAUCAGCAAGGGCCACGGGACGAUGGGCUACUACGGGCCGGGCAUCGAGCAGACCAUCGUUCUCCCGGCGCAGGGACUGAUCGAGUUCCGUGACGCGCUGUCGCAGCUGAUCGACGAUUUCGGCAACGAGGAUGCCGACUCGUACGGAGACUCGCCGGGCCGGGGGGGCCGGCCCGGGCUCCGUGGCCCCCGUAACCACGACGACGGCCCGGAGCUGCCGGACGCCGCGUCGUUCCGCGUCGACAACAAGAGGUUUUACCUGGACGUCGGUUCCAACCGCUACGGCGUCUUCCUGAAGGUGAGCGAGGUGCGGCAGCCGUACCGGAACACCAUCACGGUUCCGCUGAAGGCCUGGGCCCGUUUCGGCGAGAACUUCCUCCGGUACGAGGACGAGAUGCGGCGGAUCUUCAGCGUCCACCAGGACAAGAGGACGGAGGCGCGGCGGGACAGCGCGGAGCCCGAGGACUGAGCCGCGUCGCCGCCGUUUCACGUGUGGCGUCACCGCGCCGGCGCCUGCGGCGUCACGUUACACGUGAAAUGUGAGGACGCGCCUGCGGCGUCACGUUACACGUGAAACGUGAGGACACGCCUGCGGCGUCAAGUUACACGUGUAGCUUCACCGCGCCUGCGGCGUCACGUUACACGCGUGGCGUCAUUUCGCCUGCGGCGUCACGUUACACGUGUAGCGUCACCGCGCCUGCGGCGUCAUGUUACAUGCGUGGCGUCACCGCGCCUGCGGCGUCACGUUACACGUGUAGCAUCACUGCGCCGGCGGCGUCACGUUACACGUGUAGCUUCGCCGCGCGACCCUUAUAUGCCUUUAUACGCCGACGACCUAGUACACUGCAAAAACUCACAAUCUGAACGAGAAUAUUGGUCUUAUUUCUAGUUAAAAUGUCUCAUUUUUAGUAAAAAAAAAAAGUCAUU
This is a messenger RNA of Cololabis saira (Pacific saury), 1974 nucleotides long. Its product is annotated as purine-rich element-binding protein gamma-like. Gene Ontology annotation, cellular component: nucleus. Gene Ontology annotation, biological process: regulation of transcription by RNA polymerase II. Lineage: Eukaryota; Metazoa; Chordata; Actinopteri; Beloniformes; Belonidae. The record is from RefSeq and is a predicted model, not a curated record. The transcript is spliced from 6 exons. The coding region runs from base 266 to 1516 and encodes 416 amino acids. Gene Ontology annotation, molecular function: purine-rich negative regulatory element binding; RNA polymerase II transcription regulatory region sequence-specific DNA binding; DNA-binding transcription factor activity, RNA polymerase II-specific.